Periconia digitata is the source of this 794-nucleotide messenger RNA. Lineage: Eukaryota; Fungi; Ascomycota; Dothideomycetes; Pleosporales; Periconiaceae. The record is from the annotation of a GenBank genome assembly.
UCAUGAAAACUUUUGUUAUUGCAACCGCUCUGGCUAUCCAGCACGCCUCUGGUCAUGCUAUUUUCCAGGACCUAUGGGUCAACGGCGUUGACAAAUCCAACACCUGCGUCCGCAUGCCGUCUAGCAACUCUCCAGUGACGAACGUGGGCGGCAACGACAUCAGAUGCAAUGCUGGGACUAGAGGUGUAUCUGGAAAAUGUGCAGUCCAGGCCGGCGACAUAGUCACAGUCGAGAUGCACCAGCAACCUGGUGACCGCAACUGUAAGAACGAAGCCAUUGGCGGUGCCCACUAUGGCCCCGUCAUCGUCUACAUGAGCAAGGUCGCCGAUGCCUCUACCGCUGACGGAUCUGCUGGCUGGUUCAAGAUCUACGAAAAUGGGUGGAAAGCUGCUGGCAAAGGCGCCGCCGAUAACGAUCUCUGGGGUGUCAAGGACAUGAACAACUGCUGUGGGAAAGUGGACGUCAAGAUCCCAUCCCAGCUGGCGGCUGGCGACUACUUGCUGAGAGCUGAGGUCAUUGCAUUGCACACGGCUGGCCAAGCUAACGGUGCCCAAUUUUACAUGAGCUGCUAUCAACUUACUGUCGGUAGUGGUGGUUCUCUUUCCCCAGCUACCGUGAAAUUCCCUGGCGCAUACAAAUCAUCGGACGCAGGUAUCAAGAUCAAUAUUCACGCUGCCAUCAGUAGUUACCCGAUCCCUGGUCCCGCGGUCAUUGCUGAAGGUCAAACCGUCGUUCCGGGAGGCACUGUCUGCACAAAAUCGAACAAGAUUCGCGGGACCAACGGCAUCUUUUGA